This is a messenger RNA of Biomphalaria glabrata, 4261 nucleotides long. Its product is annotated as neuroglobin-like. NCBI's taxonomy places the organism in Eukaryota, Metazoa, Mollusca, Gastropoda, Planorbidae. The record is from RefSeq and is a predicted model, not a curated record. The coding region runs from base 971 to 1528 and encodes 185 amino acids. Gene Ontology annotation, molecular function: heme binding; oxygen binding. The transcript has 6 exons.
AGGAAACAGCUAACAGGGAAAGGGGGGAGGCGAGAAUACGUGAGCGGGUCGUGCAGUGACCAGAGAAUACCGCUGGCUAGACGUCUGCCGUUGACGGCCUGCCACUGUUGAAGGACUUUGCUCUCGUGUGGACAGUAAUUCACUGGCUUGGGGUUGAGCGCAGUUAAAGGGAAACAAACUUCCUUGUAGUCAACUGAACAGCAUGCACUGAUGAGGACGCAGGUCUGCAGCUAGUCUGCCCAUUGGGGAUCCUCUUAGGAAUGCUCAGGGCUUCAAAAGUGUCUGCAAGGCGCAGAUCUACAGACUCUGUGCAACGAUUCUGUCAAACAAAGAUAAAUGCUUCGGACUUGACAGAUUUAAAGAAAUAACGUUAUAUUUUAGACACAAUCAAUGUCACACAAGGCGAUGAAAAUAUUUAUUUCUAGUCUGGAACCCUAAAAAAAAAAAGACUCCACUCACUUGAACUUUGUAAACAAUUUUCACUACUCACACAAGGCGACAAGAAUUUGGUUAGACUAGAAAAAGUCACCGUUUUAACAGCGGCGACAACCCUGAUACUAAAUUCAAACUAAGGGCAGACAAAUAGAAUGGGAACUAUAAAUAUCCCAGACAUGUUUCUGUUCACAUAUUAAAAAGACAAGAGCGAACAACAAAAUCCUUUUCACAGAAGCGUAAAUCUACACAAGCUAGAAAUAAGAGUCACUGACGCUGGACAUCAUCAAGUAUCAUUUUCAUGCCUAGACUCUUUCUCUCCACAGAAAGGCUAAGCAGUGGAAAGGGUGAUAUAUGAAAGACAUAAAAUGACAGAAAUUUUGUACAAUCUGCAAAUCUAACAUGUCUGUAAGAACCACAAGUGACAAUCUGGGUUGACAUCUCUUAAAGUUUUUUUUUUUGUUUUUAAAAAGCAAUAAAAUAACUCAGACAACACAAGGGGCUGUUUGCCUUUUCCAGUUACUUUGGCAGUAGAAAUAUGGGCAACGCUCCUGUGUCUUGUCUGACUGACUCGGGGGAGUUAAUGCACCUUAACAAGUACCUGACACAGAGACAAUUACAGCUGGUGCAUGAUACUUGGGACAUCAUGAAGCAAGAUUUGCCUACCCUUGGUCUCACAGUUUUCUUGCAUCUAUUCCAGAACGAGCCAGAUCUGAAGCGAUUGUUUCCUAAGAUUGUCCAGAUGAAUGAGAAGAACGAGUUGGAAUGGGACGUAGACAGAGACAUGCUGCAAAGACAUGCUGUGACUGUCAUGGAGGGUCUAGGGGCGGCAGUGGAAAGUUUGGACGACUCCGACUUCCUAAACAGUGUGCUGAUCUCUAUAGGUCAGACUCACAUCAAGAGAAACGUCAAGCCACAGAUGUUGCGGCGACUGUGGCCAUCUUUAAACGAAGGCUUCACUAAGAUGCUUGGGGAACAGUACAACAAAGAGACCAUGGAGGCCUGGAGGAGGCUCUACAACUACAUUGGCUUUCAGAUGAAAAAAGGCAUGUCCGACCCUGACGGAAAGUUGUUGGACGACGACGCUACCACGUGACCAGCAUAACGCUACAAUCUAUCACCAAUUGUGUAUACAUAAUAAUUUUUUUUUUUUUUUUUUGGGUGGGGGUGGGGGUUUGAAGAAAAUAAUAUUUAUCUAAAUGCUACUGCUUUUAUUUAUCUUAUUUGUGAAGUAGGUAUAAACCUACUGCUAAGAAACUUUUUUUUUUGGGUUGGGGGGGGGGGUGCAGUUAGAUUUCCAUCUUUGUUUACACAAGAACUCAUUUUCAAAGAACAAUUUUUUAAAAUAUUAUGAUGCACACACGCACGCACAGACUUAUUUAUUGAGAUUAUUAGAAUAGAUGAAACGAAACAAAAGGAUCUGGAGAGGAUAGGCAUUCAACUUGUUCCUACCGUCUCCAUUCUUUGUCAUAAUAGACCAACCUUCGGACCCUCGAGCUAAAUUCGGCCCUUCGAGCUAUAUUCGGCCUGUAAUUCUGUGCUCUUGAGUCCUCGAAAGUUCUGCCCGUGGUACAUAGGCUCAGCUCCAUGAGACUUGACGAUAAAUAUCUCAGUUAUUCGGCCCGCGAUAUAUCGGAAAUUUAUCUGGCACCCAGAUCUAGAGACGUAAGCCCUACUGAUAGACACAAGAAGCAGACUUGCGCUAAUUGUGCAGCAUCGGCAUAGAAAACAAAACAUCAUGAUGCAACUGAAAUUUAAUGCUUGAAGAAAAAAAAGCUUGAAAUAGUUUCGAAAGGUCUUUUAGCUACCCUCCUAUUUCUUCUUUCAUUUCGUACAUAUAUACACUACGUACUUUCAUGGGUUAGUUGCUGUACGAUAUUCAAAUUGAAGAGCUCAUUUUUAAAGAUAGAAUCAAGGCAUAUAAAACGAAGAGUUACGAAAUAUUUUGUUGAGUUCCGUAUCCUGGGAAUUGUCUCCUACUUUGAUUAACACAUAGACAUAAAUAAAUAUAGACUGGCCAAAGGAAGUAACUUCAUGUAACUUGAAAACAUGUAUAUCUAUUCUAUUGUAUUCGGAUUUCCGAAUUAUGAAAAAUUGCAUGAUCUUCAUUCUUAGAGAUUAAAAAAAAACACUAGUGAAAAUCAUGUAGGCUAAUACUUAUAUAAGUUAUGGCUGAAAUAGAUAUGAAUACUUAACUUUUAUACUGCUUAUAAAUGCUGUAUAAUAAAGUACACAAAAUUGCAAGUCACAAAUUUUCAUUUCAUAAAACUCUUUAAUCGGCCAGUCUAUAUUUAUUUAUGUCUAUGGAUUAACAUUUUGCGACAUUAAAAAGAAUGCUAGAGAAAGACUGCUUUCUUAUUCAUUAAAAGUUAAGGGUUCAAAUAAAAAGAUAUCGCCUACGUUCGUAUAUUAAAAAAUAUAUAGGUACACUAUCACUAACAUUUUGUCAGCCUACGUCUGCUCAAUGAAGAUGAUUAGAAACUUGACGUGUGUUCAUGACUUUAUUAAUGUGUUCACUAAUUUCAUUUCGCACUUCUUGUUUACAUUGGUCAUGAUACGGAUAAAUGAACUUUUUGAUUUAAAAUUGAUCGUUCAGUGCACUGAUGUAUAGUGAUACAAAGCACAUUGGUGUAGUGAUACUUAUUGGUUUUAUUAUCUAGAUUUAGACUCAAGCAAUUUUUUUCUAAAAUAUCAUUGUACAACGUCGCAUAUAUGUACCUGGGUCUCUAUCUAUAUAAUAUUCUGUAUACAAUAUUGUGCUUCUCCGAAUUCGGUAAUUAAAAAUAAUUAAUUUUAUAAACUAAAUAAAUAUUUAGCUCUGACUCUGUCAUAUAUAUCUUUAUUAUAAUGACAUACAUGUUUGUAUUUUGUAUUUAUUUUUUCUGAUCAGCUUCUUGUGUCAAAUAAUUGUAAGUCCCAUGGCACCUUUUUUUUUUUUUUAGCGUUGAGAUGUGCUAGGAGGUAGAAGUAGGACAUUAUCUCCUCAGCCCUUUUUGAACAAAACAAAACCAUUUGGUUUCAAUGCCCACAAACAUAAAACAAUAAGAUAGGUUGUUUCUUUUUGUUUGUGUUCUGCCAGGUCUAUCUUUUCCUUCUGUUUCAGUUCGGGCCGUUUCCUUUUGUGUGUGAAUGUGUUUGGUAAGUCAAAUGUAUACUUUUGUUUGUGUAGGUCAAUUGUUUACUUGUCUUUCUUUUGUUCUUGUUGUUGCUGUUCUUGUUUUAGGACAGCUCAAUUUUUGUUUUCUUUUUAACUUGUAGGUUUCUUGUGUGUUUGUUCCAACUGGUCAAUCUUUUCUUCAUAUUCAGAUAGGUUGAUUGCUUUUAUACAUUCGUGUUCUGGAAGAGUUAACUUCCUGAUUCAGACCUUGCGACCUAUGGACCAGAUGGUGUAAAGCUCAUCUGUUUCUGUGACCCACGGUUAACGAGGGUGUCAUCAUGUGGCCAGCACAACGACUAACCGCUUUUACUUUUCCCCAACUAAUGUCAAGUACCCAUAAGAUCUGGCUGGACUCAAGAGGCACAUUAAAGAAUCACAGUCUUCACCAGGAUUCGAACCUGGGACCCCUCAGUUCGAAAGUCAAUCGCUUUACUACACAGCUACAGCGCCCCCGUGUUCUGGUGUUUUAUUUCCUUUUUUUCUUGUCUGUUAGUUGUUUUUUUUUCUUGUAGGUCUAUUACUGGCUUGUGUUUGUGACAGAAAUCCUUAUGUGCAAGUUGCUUUCACGAGAAAUAUUUUUGUUCAAGGAUUUGGACGUUUGUAUUGAGUGCAAGAUUUCUAAGUUUCAGAUUUCCUUUUCAGUCAAUAAAAAUCAAUAGCACUUGAAAUGUA